Molecule: messenger RNA, 987 nt
Organism: Spodoptera exigua (beet armyworm)
Lineage: Eukaryota; Metazoa; Arthropoda; Insecta; Lepidoptera; Noctuidae
Source: the annotation of a GenBank genome assembly
AUGACAAUGGAAUCGUGUAGGAAUGACAACAGUUUGGAAAUAGUAGACUCGGGCCCCAGGUUCCAAUGGUUUCUCAUCCUGCUAAUGUCUACAGCUGUCUUCGCGAACGAUGGACUAUUUGGCUCCAAAUUCCAGACUGAUAUUCCCGAAUACGACUUGCUACAUGCGAUCGGAGUUCCAUUUAGCAAUCCGAAAACCCAAUACUUCGAUGAAGGCCUAGAUGGGUUCCCUGCAUACGGCCUUAUGCCCGGAUCUGAUAUAAAAUCCCCAUAUCGUCUCUUCAUGCCGGAGAAACUGUAUUCAGAAUUUUCAAUCACAGCAACUGUUAGACCGGCAAACAAAGAUGGCGGUUUUCUAUUCUCAGUCGUUAACCCUUUAGAAACGGUAGUGCAGUUAGGGGUACAAUUGAUCCCAUCUGGUCCUGGAUUAACGAACAUUUCUUUGCUAUAUACUGACGCUAAUAUUUAUGCUUUGUCGCAAACCAUUGCGUCUUUCGUUGUUCCUUCUUUUGCGAAGAAAUGGAGUAGAUUUGCUUUACGGGUUACGACUGAUAAUGUGACCCUGUUUUUGAACUGCCAUGAGUUUGAUACGGUUGUUGUGAAGAGAAAUCCUUUGGAGCUGGUCUUCGAUUCCGCGUCUACUCUGUACGUGGGACAAGCUGGGCCGCUGAUCAGAGGGGCUUUUCACAGCCUGCAGUCAGAACUAGACCAAUUAACAUCCAAGUUGGAAAUAAUGUCUAAUAAAUAUAGUGCUUCAGAAAGGCAGAUGAGGGAAUACAUGUUGGCAAUGAAUGAGUUGGUAAGCUCUCAGGAGAAACAGUGUGAGAAGUGCGCUCCAGAUGCUAUACUGCCUGCUCUUUCUCUGCCGGCAUGUGAAACCACCUUACCUCAUGGUGGAGGUUUACUGUUUCCUAGCAAAAAGUACGAAAAAGAAGUGAACCUCAAGGACAACAUAUUUAGACAGCCUGGAGAUGACCAGUCCCAAUAG